CAUCCCUUCAAAUUCGCCUCUUCCUUCUCAAUUUCUCUCCCUCCCUCUCAACACAUUUUCUCGGGUCGGGUCGUGCAUUCUCGGAGCAUCGCCGGAAUCCUUUCCGACCGAAAAAGAAAAAUAAUGACGGGAUCCCUCGCGGCAAGGCUCGUCCUUCGUCGUUGCCGAUCGCCGGCAAGUCAAUUCUUCUUCCGCAGGGAAGCCUCCUGGCCGGCGACGGAGCGAACGACAAAGGACGUCGUUACGUCGCCGCCGAAGGAAUUGCCGGCGUUCGACUACUCUCCGCCGGCGUACUCCGGUCCCUCCCGCGACGAGAUCAUCGCGAAGCGCCGGGAGUACCUCAGCCCUUCGAUCUUCCACAACUACAAAUCUCCGCUGAACGUGGUGGAGGGGAAGAGGCAGUACCUGUUCGACGAUAAGGGAAGGAGGUAUCUCGACGCGUUCGGAGGGAUUGCUACGGUGUGCUGCGGGCACUGCCACCCCGAUGUGGUGGAGGCCAUCGUGGAACAAACGAAGCGGUUGCAGCACUCCACAGUUCUGUACCUGAACCAUGCCAUAACGGAUUUUGCUGAGGCUUUGGCUGCUAAGCUUCCCGGUAAUCUUAAGGUGGCAUUUUUUACAAAUUCUGGAACGGAAGCAAACGAAUUGGCAAUACUGAUAGCAAAAUUGUACACUGGCUCCCAUGACAUAAUAUCUCUAAGGAAUUCUUACCAUGGGAAUGGUGGUGGAACGAUGGGGACCACAGCUCAAAGCAUUUGGAAAUAUAAUGUUGUGCAGAGUGGUGUUCAUCAUGCGGUGAAUCCAGACCCUUAUCGAGGCCUUUUCGGUUCUGAUGGAGAGAAGUAUGUAAGAGAUGUUCAAGAAAUCAUUAAUUUUGGAACUUCCGGAAAUGUUGCAGCUUUCAUAUCUGAAGCGAUACAGGGAGUAGGGGGCAUCGUUGAACUGGCUCCUGGUUACUUGCCUGCUGCCUACGAUAUUGUUAGAAAAGCUGGAGGUCUUUGCAUUGCCGACGAGGUUCAGACGGGAAUUGCUCGCACCGGUAGCCAUUUCUGGGGAUUUGAGGCCCAUGGUGUUGUACCUGACAUAGUAACAAUAGCAAAGAGCAUUGGAAACGGCAUUCCUCUUGGUGCUGUUGUGACAACUCCUGAGAUUGCGAAGGCAUUGACUCGCCGGAGUUACUUCAACACCUUUGGUGGGAAUCCUGUUUGCACUGCUGCAGGAUUGGCUGUUUUAAGAGUGAUAGAGAAAGAGAAGCUUCAAGAAAAUGCUUUUGUAGUGGGUUCCUAUUUGAAAGAGAGACUCAAUGCACUCAAGGACAAAUAUGAAUUAAUUGGUGAUGUUAGAGGAAGAGGCAUGAUGCUUGGAGUUGAACUUGUCAGUGAUGGCAAACUUAAAACACCAGCACAAAGUGAAACACUGCAUGUGAUGGACCAAAUGAAAGAAUUAGGAGUGCUGAUUGGAAAGGGUGGCUAUUAUGGAAAUGUAUUCAGAAUUACACCCCCCCUAUGUUUCACCAAAGAAGAUGCAGACUUCCUUGUGGAUGCGAUGGACUACACAUUUUCCAGAAUGUGAAGCUUAAAAUAAGAACUAAGUGUAAAUAAAUCUCUAUUUUACAUUAUCAUGUUAAGUAAACUGUAUUAGGUUGAUGCUUGGUUUCAUGCUGGCGCCACAAAAGUCACAUUUUUUAUGUAGAAAUCUGGAGGCUACAAAGAGUUGUGGUGAGAUUGAAUGUGAAAAAAAUAAUUGUAUCCCUUUCACCACACCGCAGGAACCAAACACACCAGUAUACCAUCUAUUUAGAUUGUAGCAAGUCAAGUUUAUAAAUUUUACAUGGAAGCUUAGUCCCAUAAUAGCUCACUGUCAUUGCAGAAUGUGAAUGAGCCAACAAUUCGUUGUCUCGUUUAUCUUA
Glycine soja is the source of this 1909-nucleotide messenger RNA. RefSeq names its product alanine--glyoxylate aminotransferase 2 homolog 3, mitochondrial-like. The record is from RefSeq and is a predicted model, not a curated record. Lineage: Eukaryota; Viridiplantae; Streptophyta; Magnoliopsida; Fabales; Fabaceae. Bases 124 to 1572 code for a protein of 482 amino acids. The transcript has 9 exons. Gene Ontology annotation, molecular function: transaminase activity; pyridoxal phosphate binding. Gene Ontology annotation, cellular component: mitochondrion.